This is a messenger RNA of Sungouiella intermedia, 810 nucleotides long. The record is from the annotation of a GenBank genome assembly. NCBI's taxonomy places the organism in Eukaryota, Fungi, Ascomycota, Pichiomycetes, Serinales, Metschnikowiaceae.
AUGUCCAGACCAGAGGAGAUCGCACCCCCUGAGGUGUUCUACAACGAUUCAGAAUCGUUCAAAUAUACUUCCUCGACACGUGUGCAGCAUAUCCAGGCCAAAAUGACCCUUCGAGCUUUGGAACUCUUGAACCUCGAGAAGGAUGAACCUCACUUCCUUCUUGAUGUGGGAUGCGGUUCUGGACUCUCUGGAGAGAUCUUGACGGAAGAAGGCUACAACUGGAUCGGUAUGGAUAUUGCACCUAGUAUGUUGGCAUCUGCAUUGGACAGAGAGGUAGAAGGAGACUUGUUCUUGGGAGAUAUUGGUAAUGGAAUCCCCUUCAGAGCAGGUACUUUUGACGCAGCUAUUUCCAUUUCGGUGAUCCAGUGGUUGUGUAACGCUGAUUCGGCUGGUGUGGACCCCAAGAAGAGACUUAUGAGGUUCUUCAACAGUCUAUAUGCUUCCAUGAAGAGAGGAGGCAAGUUUGUUGCACAGUUCUAUCCUAUGAAUGAUGAUCAAACACAGGCGAUCUUGGGUGCUGCCAAAGUGGCCGGAUUUGCGGGAGGUUUGAUCAUCGACGACCCUGAAUCGAAAAGAAACAAGAAGUUUUACCUUGUUCUUACGGCAGGUCAAUCGGACAGAAAUUUGAACUUGGUGGGGGCACAGAUGGAUGCACCAGAGACAAACAAGAAGUUGAGUAGCAAGCAAAAGAAGAAGAUGGAGUCGAGAAAAGACUACAUCAACAGAAAGAAGGAGACAAUGAGACGUAGGGGCCGCAAGGUUGCUCACGACUCGAAGUUCACGGCCAGACAGAGAAGACCACGUUUCUAG